This is a messenger RNA of Cladocopium goreaui, 1626 nucleotides long. The record is from the annotation of a GenBank genome assembly. Lineage: Eukaryota; Dinophyceae; Suessiales; Symbiodiniaceae.
AUGGAAGGUGCGCCUGCCGUGGUGCGCUUAGCAUUCCUGGAAUCUCUCGUGGUACAGGAGGUGCAAGAAUAUGGCACAGCCAAAGCAGUCUCAACGUGGCAGCGUGCCGGUGUGGAGCCAGCAGAUGUUGUGGCGGCCUGCGUGGACUAUGUCUUCCGAGACGAGGAGGAGGAAGAGCUCUACCGCCAUGUUCCGGUUCCACGUCGCCCGCGCACCCGCAAGCGCUUUCUUCGCAUGCGAAAAAGGGUCUUUCAGCAGGAAUGGUGGGGCCCAAGAGGCUCGGUACGCAUCGCAGGUUCUUCCGGUUCCUACUCUGCACUUCCGUACCGGCUGCCGUUGACCACGGAGGAGCUGCUCUCCGCGCCCGACAAGGCACUCCAAGCGGGCUCGGCCAUCGCGGAACCCGAGGCGUUGAACGCCUUGGGGAAGCAGAAGGAGAAGGAGUCCAUGGAGAAGCGCCAAAGGCGGCAGCGCAAGGAGCAAGCUUCGGCCAAGCGUGCCGGUGCCUUGCUGCAGUGGCUGGAGGACUCCAGGUCCAUCGACCUGAGCAACUUGAAUCCCCCAGAGGCCUUGCGGCUGCUUCUCCGGUUGGGAAAAGACCUGGGAAGCGCGGCGGAGCGCGUCCUGGAGGCCUGGCUCAAGGAUGCCCAGCAAGAGCCGCUGAACUAUGCCGAACACUUGAUUCUCAGCGUCUCCAAGGCCCUGCGUUCGCAGCCGGCGAGUGCACCGGCCUGGAGCCACUUGGCGCAGCUGUUGCUGGCGCGUUGGUCAAUGAUGUCAGGCAGUACAUUGGCUCCCUCCUUGGAGGUUCUUCCAAAGAAACUCACCGCGGCACCCAAUGCACUGCGACAGGCACUACUGACGUCCUGCGAGAUCGAUCCUUUUGCAUUUCGCCCCUUGAGUUGGCAAGAACUCUGCACAGUGAUGGAGGCCUGGGACCGUAGUCCCGUGCCGGUGCCCUUGUCCCUGCGCUUGCUGUGGGUCGUGGCGGCCGAUCCCUUCAUCGUUUGCUUCCGCGCCCGGCAGUUGGUCCUAGCCUCGAGGUUAGCUGCUGCGGAGGACUUGCAGGACUUAGAGCUGCCUCAGGAGGUGGCGGUGGAGGAUUCAGCCAGCCUCGUCCUGGAGUGGUGGGACCGAUGGCUGAGGUCAGUCCUAUCCAACCCCGCAGGGUGGGCCUUUUGUCGCGAGGCGCUCCGCCAGGCCUUGAACUGGCAGCGGCUCCUUGGGCAGAAACGGCUGCCGGAUGAGGUGCCAAAAGCGGCCGCAGCCAAGGUACUGCAGGUGGUAGUUCAGCGCUUGGGCAUGGGACUGGACAAGGUGGAGGUUCCAACCCAGCUGCUGUUGGAGCUCCUGGAGUUGGAAGAAAGUGGUUUGGAGGAGAAGUUGGCUGAGGAGCUUACCAGGCGAAUCCAGGCCUCUCUGUGUGAAGGGCCUCUGAUUCCGAUGACUACAGCCGUGGCACUGGCGAAUGGCAACACACCGGCAGGGCUUCCUGGACACCGUGGUGCCUUUUUGACAGAUGGGCGCACCUUGCUUUGGAGAGAUCCCGUGCCCUCGCGGCUCGUUGCUGUGGAGUGGACUGGUGGCAUCCAUCGCCGCCCAGCUGAAGUCCAAACGUCAGGUUGA